Molecule: messenger RNA, 645 nt
Organism: Cebus imitator (Panamanian white-faced capuchin)
Lineage: Eukaryota; Metazoa; Chordata; Mammalia; Primates; Cebidae
Gene: DRC12
Product: coiled-coil domain containing 153
Source: RefSeq, a predicted model, not a curated record
AUGCCACCUAAAAACAAAGAAAAAGGGAGAAAAGCUGGAGCGCAGAAGAAGAAAAAGAACAGGGGUGCAGAUGUGGAGGCCGAGUCCAGGCACAGGCUGGUGGUGCUAGAGAAGGAGCUGCUCCGAGACCACUUGACUCUAUAGAGGGAUGAAGCCCGCUGAGCCAAGGCUUCCGAAGACCAGCUGAGGCAGAGGCUGCAAGAGGUGGAGGCUGAGCUGGAAGCCCGAAGUGAAGGGAAGGCCAUAUAUGCAGAGAUGAGUCGCCAGUGCCAGGCCCUGCAGAAGGAGAUGGAGAGCCAGCAGCUGGAGGAAGAAGUCAGGGGCCUUCGGAAGCAGCUAGAGGCAUGCCAAAGGGAGGCUGCAGCUGCCCGGGAAGAGGCUGAGCAAGCCCUAGGAGAGCUAGACCAGGCCCUGGCUCAGCUUCAGGCCCAUGUGGCAGACAUGGAAGCCAAGUAUGAGGAAAUCUUACCUGACAGCCUGUACAGGCUCUUGGCCAAGCUGAGAGCCAUCAAGCCGCAGUGGGAUGCAGCUGCGCUGAGACUCCACGCCAGGCUCAAGGAGCAGCUAUGCCAGUUCGGACUACCCCCUGGAUCUUUGAGACCUCCAGCCUCUAGUCUCUCAGGCUCCUUAAGGCCCCAGCAAUAA